AUGGAUCCCUAUCGCCUUCCGACGGAUGUUAAACCCACUAACUACGAUCUCACCAUACGCACCGAUCUCGAACAGGCUAAGUUCGAUGGGGUGGUCCGCAUCGACUUUGAAGUCCAGAGGGAAACGUCGACCAUUGUGCUGAACGUAGUGGGACUGCAGUUAGAAGACGUGACUCUUUGCCUGGAUAAUGGGAAAGUGGAACAAACCCCUUCUUCCCAAGAGCUAGAUGUCGCCACAGAACGUGGGAUCUUCACGUUUCCCCGCAAUCUGCCCGCGGAAUCGAAGGCCCAAUUGCGAAUCGCCUUCGCUGGUGAUUUGACGGGUAACACUGCCGGGUACUUUCGCUCAAUCAGUAAAGCUGAAGGAACGGCAAAAUACAGCAGUUUGACGCAUUUUGAGGCGUUUCCUUGCUGGGAUGAACCUGCUCUGAAGGCCACCUUCGUGAUCACGCUGGUGUCACACGACUACACCACCAAUCUGAGCAAUAUGCCAAAGUGGAAGAUUACUCGCUUUGAGACUACUCCCCCUAUGUCCACGUAUCUUGUUGCGUUCGCAAAUGGUCAAUACGAAUAUCUGGAAAGUUCUUACACCAGUCCUCUCAGCGGUAAAGUCCGUCCGUUGCGUGUAUACACAAGUCCUGAGGUCAUUGAGGGUGCGGGAUUCGCACUCGAGGUGUCAAGGAGAAUGCUUCCGAUCUACGAGCAAAUGUUUGGUAUCGAAUAUCCUCUUCCGAAGCUAGAUACUCUUAUUGUCCAUGACUUCUUUUCUGGUGCUAUGGAAAAUGGCGCCGAUCUAGCUCUCAAGCAACAAAUUGUAUCCAGGCAGGCUCACGAAGUUGCUCAUAUGUGGUUCGGAAACAUCACCACCAUGAAAUGGUGGGAUAAUCUCUAUUUGAACGAAGGAUUCGCUUCCCUGAUGGGCGAUGUAACCAUGCAGGGUAAAAUCUUUCCGGAAUGGUCCCCCCAGACCAAAUUCGUCUCGGGUAGAUACGCCUCUGCACUGGAUCUAGAUGCGAAAUUGUCGUCUCAUCCGGUCGAAGUUGAAUGUACCGAUGCCAACAAAAUCGUCCAGAUAUUGGAUGAGCUUUCUUACGCAAAGGGGGCAUCGGUUCUGCGCAUGUUGGCGGACUACGUUGGAGAAGAACGUUUCCUCAACGGUGUUUCGAUUUAUCUAAAGCAUCUUUACAGCAACACUGUCACUGCGGACCUGUGGGAAGGAAUUGCAGCUGCAACUGGCCGUGAUAUUCCUCGGACGAUGGACAAUUGGAUCAAAAAAAGAUAG
This is a messenger RNA of Sparassis crispa, 1281 nucleotides long. Its product is annotated as Aminopeptidase 1. The record is from RefSeq and is a predicted model, not a curated record. Gene Ontology annotation, biological process: proteolysis; peptide catabolic process. The transcript has 17 exons. Gene Ontology annotation, molecular function: metalloaminopeptidase activity; peptide binding; zinc ion binding. Bases 1 to 1281 code for a protein of 426 amino acids. NCBI's taxonomy places the organism in Eukaryota, Fungi, Basidiomycota, Agaricomycetes, Polyporales, Sparassidaceae. Gene Ontology annotation, cellular component: cytoplasm.